AGACAAUCUGCUUCAUCUUGAUUCUGCAGCAUUCCAAACUGUGGUAUCCUUGGGGUUCUCUUAACAUUGCAAUGGUGCAGAAGAUUUAAAAUCAGCUGAUGUUCACAAGGAAUAGAGUCACGUGAUGUAUGAAGGGAAACAUAUACACUUCUCUGAGGUUGACAAUAAGCCCUUGUGCUCAUAUAGCCCCAAACUGUGCAAGCAGCGGCGACUCAACGGGUACGCUUUCUGUAUCAGACACGUUCUGGAGGACAAGACUGCCCCCUUCAAGCAAUGUGAAUAUGUGGCCAAGUAUAACAGCCAACGCUGCACCAACCCCAUCCCCAAAUCAGAGGAUCGUAGGUACUGCAACAGCCACUUGCAGGUACUUGGCUUUAUCCCGAAAAAAGAGAGGAAGAAAAAGAAUGAUCCUAUAGAUGAGGUGAAGGUCAGGCACCAGAUGGAUACCAUGGCCUUUAGCCUGACGGUGCCCCCGUUGGCCUUGAAGAUGCCCAACGGGCUGGAUGGAAUGUCCCUCUCUCCACCUGGGGCUAGGGUCCCUCUCCACUACCUGGAAACCGAGUUGGAAGACCCAUUCGCUUUCAACGAGGAAGAUGAUGACCUAAAGAAAGGGGCAACUGUGAGAAAGAAGUUGCAGAGCAAGUUGGCCCAGAAUCGGCAGCGCCAGAGAGAGACGGAGAUUUUAAAAGUCCGACAAGAGCACUUUAGUCCCCCUCCUGCGCCUUCACAGCAGCAGGCCCCGCCGCAGCUCUCCCACCUGUCACCUUUAGCCUCGUCCUUGAAACCUCCAGCACCACCGCCACCGCAGGGUGUAGUCUGCAAGUCCCCUCCACCUCCGAGCACCAGCCUACCAAUGCAGGGAGUGGCCCCCACCACACACACUAUAGCACAAGCGAGGCAGUUGCCCCACAAGAGGCCGCUGCCCCUCCUGCCAUCCAGUAGGGCUCCCGCCACGGACCCGCCCAGGACUGACCGGGUCCUCAUGAAAGCCACAGCCUUCUCUCCACACUUCUCCUGUAUAAGUCGCCUGCACAGACUGGUGAAACUGUGCGCCCAGAAACAUCAGUUGGACACUGAUCUGUUUCCCCAUUUAGGUUUGGACUGGUCCGAAGAGAGCGGGGAGGAGCUAGAGGACUCAGAGCAGGCCUCGCCAUACCAGGUGGCAUGGUCCAUCCGAGACACCCUCAGAUAUGAAAGACACACGUCAGACGACGAUGAUACGGAGAGUAGGAGCUCCAGGGUGACCCAACUUUGCACUUACUUUCAGCAGAAAUAUAAGCACCUCUGCCGCCUGGAGCGGGCAGAAUCUCGUCAAAAGAAAUGCCGGCACACGUUUAGGAAAGCUUUGCUGCAGGCGGCCAGCCGAGAACCGGAGUGUGCUGGUCAGUUGAUGCAGGAACUGCAGAGAGCUGCCUGCAGCCGAACCAGCAUAAGCCGGACCAAGUUGAGGGAGGCGGAGCCAGCAGCAUGCAGUGGAACCGUGAAGGGUGAACGGUGCCCUAACAAAGCCCUUCCAUUCACCAGACAUUGUUUCCAGCAUAUCCUCUUGAAUCGCUCUCAGCAGCUUUUCUCAAGUUGCACGGCCAAGUUUGCAGACGGACAGCAGUGCUCUGUGCCCGUGUUCGACAUUACACACCAGACCCCUCUGUGUGAAGAACAUGCCAAAAAAAUGGAUAAUUUCUUGAGAGGAGAUAGCUCCCGUAAAGUUCAGCACCAGCAGCAGAGGAAACCCAGGAAAAAAACCAAGCCUCCUGCACUUACCAAAAAACACAAGAAGAAGAGAAGGCGUGGACCUCGUCGACCCCAAAAACCCAUUCCCCCUGCAGUACCCCAAGGGAACCUCAGCAUGCCCACCAGCGUCUCACUGCCAGUGGAGGCUGCUCAGAUCCGGAGCCCGUCCACGCCGGAGCUGAGUGCUGAUGAGUUGCCGGAUGACAUUGCCAAUGAGAUCACUGACAUUCCACAUGACUUGGAAUUGAACCAGGAGGACUUUUCAGACGUCCUGCCACGGCUACCUGAUGACUUACAAGAUUUUGAUUUUUUUGAAGGAAAGAAUGGAGACCUCCUUCCAACUACCGAAGAGGCCGAGGAACUUGAACGGGCCUUGCAGGCUGUAACUUCUCUUGAGUGCCUGAGUACCAUUGGGGUACUUACCCAGUCAGAUGGUGUGCCCGUCCAGGAGUUGUCAGAUAGAGGAAUAGGGGUGUUCUCCACAGGUACUGGAGCUUCAGGAAUUCAGUCCUUGAGCCGAGAAGUUAACACGGACCUAGGGGAGCUAUUGAAUGGGCGCAUAGUACAUGAUAAUUUUUCUAGUCUAGAGCUGGAUGAGAACCUGCUCCGUUCUGCUACCUUGUCUAACCCACCUACACCCCUGGCAGGGCAGAUCCAGGGGCAGUUCUCUGCCCCAGCCAACGUUGGCCUUACUUCUGCCACUCUGAUCAGCCAGAGUGCACUUGGGGAGAGAGCCUUCCCAGGACAGUUUCAUGGACUACAUGAUGGCAGCCAUGCCUCCCAGAGGCCACAUCCUGCCCAGCUGCUGAGCAAGGCAGAUGACCUAAUCACCUCACGACAGCAAUACAGCAGUGAUCAUUCACACUCCUCGCCCCAUGGAAGCCAUUAUGAUAGUGAGCACGUGCCGUCUCCCUAUAGUGACCAUAUCACCUCUCCCCACACAACAUCUUAUUCUGGUGAUAAUAUGGCAGCUACCUUUUCAGCAGAGAUGCCCAUCAUGGCGCAGCACUUGCUCCCAACCCAACUCGAGGUGCCACUUGGAGGAGUCGUAAACCCCAGAACUCACUGGGGCAAUCUCCCUGUCAACCUUGGAGAUCCCUCUCCAUUUAGCAACCUUCUCGGCGCAGAUGGACAUCUUCUUUCCACUUCCCUAUCCACACCACCCACCACGUCGAACUCAGAGACCACACAGCCUGCCUUCGCCACCGUGACCCCCAGCAGCUCCAGUGUGCUUCCGGGGUUACCGCAGACCAGCUUCAGUGGCAUGGGGCCUUCUGCUGAACUCAUGGCCUCCACCUCUCCCAAGCAGCAACUCCCUCAGUUCAGCGCAGCCUUCGGCCACCAGCUGAGUUCUCACAGUGGCAUUCCUAAGGACCUGCAGCCCAGCCACAGCUCGAUAGCCCCUCCUACAGGCUUCACAGUAACAGGUGCCACAGCUACAAGUACCAAUAAUGCAUCUUCUCCCUUUACCUCCCCUAACUGAGCGUGUCUGUGUGUUUGCAGGCAGGUGGGGAACCUGGUGUUUUCUAUCUUUGUUUCCUGUUUAGCAUCCCUCUCCCCCUUUUCCUAAAGAAGAUUUUAAAAAUAACAGAUGGGGACUAAAGGGGAACUCCCUUUCCCGGUUCAGCAAGCAAGCCUGCGGCGGACCUUGCUUCAGUGUUCACGCGUGCUCCUUCGCACUGGUGCUCAUUCCCUCCUGGCGGGUUCUCUCUACCCCGAUGGUUUCCUUAGUGGCUCAGCACAGUGACUGGCUAGAGUUGAUUUUUAGCAGCAAGUCCUAGAAGUGGAAGAUACCUCAGAUUACCAGUGCCCUUUACUAUUUCCUAGU
Messenger RNA from Odobenus rosmarus divergens (Pacific walrus), 3559 nucleotides. RefSeq names its product INO80 complex subunit D (gene INO80D). The transcript is spliced from 10 exons. The record is from RefSeq and is a predicted model, not a curated record. Bases 125 to 3214 code for a protein of 1029 amino acids. Gene Ontology annotation, cellular component: nucleus. NCBI's taxonomy places the organism in Eukaryota, Metazoa, Chordata, Mammalia, Carnivora, Odobenidae.